Molecule: messenger RNA, 2219 nt
Organism: Solanum lycopersicum (tomato)
Lineage: Eukaryota; Viridiplantae; Streptophyta; Magnoliopsida; Solanales; Solanaceae
Product: D-2-hydroxyglutarate dehydrogenase, mitochondrial
Cellular component (GO): mitochondrion
Molecular function (GO): catalytic activity; FAD binding
Source: RefSeq, a predicted model, not a curated record
UUUUAAUUGAAAUUUUUGUAGCAACUAAUGAUACAAUUAAUAAAGGUAAAUAAAAAAUAAUAACGUUACAAGUAAAAAGGGAAAUUGCUAUUUCAUUAAUGAAGGAAGCAGAAGAGUGAAGACAGUUGCAGAAAUGGAGGACUGGAAAUCGACCUACCGUUUACUUACAUACUGCAAACACUUUUUUCAUCGCCGAUUAAACCCUAAUUUUCACAAUUCUAAGCCAUUUUGCACCUCAGGUUCAAGGUAUCAUUGUAGCCAACCUUCUCAGUUGGUAAAACCUUAUAUUUGUAAUUAUCAACAAGAAUUUCAAACAUUUAAACAUCUCCCGGUAUCUCUGGGUACGAAUCCAUGGAACAGAUGCAGAAGCCAGUAUAGAUGUUUUGCUUCUCAGGCCAGCAUUAUUCAAAGAAGACCAGAUUUUUCAACAAUUAGUUCAGAAGACUUGAGCUAUUUCAAAAAUAUAUUAGGGGAAAGAGGGGUGGUUCAAGAUGAAGAGACACUCGAUGCUGUGAACACGGAUUGGAUGAGGAAAUACAAGGGCACCAGUAAACUUAUGCUCCAACCUCGGACAGCAGAGGAGGUAUCUCAGAUUCUUAAAUAUUGCAAUUCCAGGUGCCUGGCUGUUGUUCCACAAGGGGGGAAUACAGGUCUUGUGGGAGGAAGUGUUCCUGCUUUUGAUGAGGUGAUCGUCAGUAUCAGUCAUAUGAAUAAAUUCAUUUCUUUUGACAAGGUUAGUGGCAUACUGGUUUGUGAGGCAGGAUGUAUUUUGGAAAACCUCAUCGCAUUUCUUGAUAACCAAGGGUUUGUUAUGCCACUAGAUUUAGGUGCUAAAGGAAGCUGCCAAAUUGGUGGAAACGUCUCAACUAAUGCUGGUGGUUUGCGACUUCUCCGCUAUGGUUCACUGCAUGGCAGUGUGCUUGGUCUUGAAGUGGUUUUAGCAAAUGGAACGGUGCUUGAUAUGCUCGGCACUUUACGAAAAGAUAACACUGGAUAUGACUUGAAACAUUUAUUUAUAGGAAGUGAGGGAUCCUUGGGUAUUGUAACGAAGGUUUCCAUUCUUACUCCUCCAAAGUUGUCCUCUGUAAACGUAUGCUUUCUUGCUUGUAAAGAUUAUGCAAGCUGCCUGAAACUUUUGUUAGAGGCAAAGAGGAAACUUGGGGAAAUUCUUUCUGCAUUUGAAUUCCUUGAUCAUGGCGCAAUGGAUCUGGUCCUGAAACAUCUAGAAGGUGUCCGUAAUCCAUUUCCUUCCUCAAUGCAUAACUUUUAUGUUCUUAUUGAGACAACUGGAAGCAGCGAAUCUUAUGAUAGAGAGAAACUAGAUGCCUUCUUGCUGCACUCAAUGGAAAAUGACUUGAUAAGUGAUGGAGUUGUUGCACAAGAUAUAACUCAGGCAUCUUCUUGCUGGCAUAUUCGUGAGGGUAUUCCUGAAGCUUUGAUGAAGGCAGGAGGUGUAUAUAAAUAUGAUUUGUCAAUACCAGUUGAAAAGAUGUAUGAUCUUGUUGAGGAAAUGGGAGUCCGACUUGGUGCUUCAGCAAAAGUAGUCGCUUAUGGUCACCUUGGGGAUGGAAACUUACAUCUUAAUAUCUCAACUCCUCAGUAUGAUGAUAAUAUUUUAUCACAGAUUGAACCCUUCGUUUAUGAAUGGACUUCUAAGCACAAAGGGAGUAUUAGUGCCGAACAUGGCCUUGGACUGAUGAAAGCCAAUAAAAUCCAUUAUACCAAGUCACCUGAAACUGUCCAACUAAUGGCCAACAUUAAGAAGCUACUGGACCCUAACGGAAUUCUAAACCCAUAUAAAGUCCUCCCGCCUUCUCUUUUUACAGAAAGCUGAGGUGACUUGAAGGAGUUCACAGCUAAAGGGAGAGUGGAACAGACAGGUUCUACAUUGUAUAUUGUAUUGCAGUAGUAAGAUAUGGCUCUUUUAUGAUGUGAUCUUUCUGAAAGGGUCAUGACUCAUAGAUUUAUGAAAUAAAGGUAUAACUUGGCGAAUAAUUGAAGAAUUUCCAUUGAAGACGAAGCAAAGUAUGUGCAGGUUAUGGGGCUUGAGUUGGAAAAUGGGUAAAUGAGUUCCAAGUUCGACUCUUUCUCAGAGAGUGAAGAUCAACUAUACAUCACUUCUCUCCUGUUCUUUACAUCAAAUUUAUAUUUUAAUUAAAUUCAUAUUAAUCCGUUUAAAUUCAGCACAAUUCAUCAAUUUGACGCAUUUACUCACCCCA